UCUCCCUAUUACCGUUCUAGACUCGAUGGCUGAGCCUCUGAUCGCGCGUGUAAAGGCCAUUGCACGUUAAAAAAUUUUAGUCGUAAUCAUAAGGCCGUAAGAAAAUUGAUCAAAUAUUAAUAUAUUAUAUACAUUAUAAUAAUAAACAAAUUAUGUGGCAAAGCAAAUUUUAACGUCGAUUUGACGAAAAAUAUGAUCCCAGCAUAUUAUUUAGAUCGGGACGGUUCUGAGGCAUAGCGUUACACGCGUUAUCGACGGCUGACUGUCGAACUUAGAACGGUAGUGGGGAUCAUAGGCGUCGCUUUAAAUAUUGGCCUGAAAAGAGCAACUAUCUCCGAGCAUUGCAGUAAGCUACAGAAAGUCAAACUUAAUUGAAUGGUUAAAAACAUCAAAAAACAAUGUUUAUCAAUAUAUUGUUAUUAUCCAUGUUUAUUUUAUUGAUAUAUUAUUAUUACGUACAUUAUGGAAGAAACGGGCGACUCCUUAAUCUUUUACCAGGACCACUAGCUUAUCCAAUUAUUGGCAAUGCAUUUCUAAUUGUUUCAACAGAGAAACUAUGGAAAUUGAUACGUAGUUUAUCUGAAAACUUUUAUCCCAUUUUGAAAGUCUGGACUUUCUUUACGUAUGCUGUGUCUAUUCGUCAUCCAGAUGAUCUGGAGACGAUAUUAAGCAGCAUCAAACAUAUUGAGAAAGGUCAUCAAUAUAAUCUGUUACAUCCUUGGCUUGGCACAGGUCUUCUCACGAGUACAGGUGCUAAAUGGCAUGCACGACGAAAGAUAUUAACAUCUGCAUUCCAUUUCAAUGUAUUGAAUCAGUUUGUUCAUAUCUUGAUCAAAGAGGGCGAUUGUAUGACAAAAUCAUUGAAAGAUAUCGGAGGAACAGUUGUAAAAGAUUUAGUACCAUUUAUUAGUGAACAUACGCUAAACGCCAUAUGCGAAACUGCCAUGGGCAUCUCUCUGAAAAAAUUCGGCAAGUUCCAGCAACAGUAUCGAAAUGCAAUUCACGACAUAACCGAACUAAUAAGUUAUAGAGGAAUCAGGCCUUGGCUCUAUAACGAUUUGUUAUUUUCAUUAUUGCCACAAGGAAGAAAGCAAAAAAAGAUUUUAAAAAUAUUGCAUGGAUUUACAGAGAAAAUCAUCGCGGAAAGAAAACUUUAUCACGAAUGCACCGAUUAUCGAUAUUUAGAAAACUUUGAAAAUGACACAGAGAUGGAAAUACAUGAUGUCGAAGUAUUUGGAGUUAAGAAAAAACGACUAGCCAUGUUGGAUCUCUUAAUAAAAGCAUCUCGAGACAAUUUUUUGAUUGAUUUGGAUAUCAGAGAAGAAGUCGAUACCUUUAUGUUUGAGGGUCACGAUACUACAGCGAUGGGUAUGACUUUUGCUUUAUUACUAUUAGCGGAACACAAAGAUGUCCAGGAACGUGUGAGGGUUGAAGUCGAUAACGCAAUGCAAGAGAACGGAGGAAAACUUACCAUGAAAUCGUUGCAAAAUUUAUCAUAUCUAGAAAGAUGUUUAAAGGAAGCACUACGUUUAUAUCCCAGCGCGUUUUUCAUAUUACGAAAUAUAAAGGAGGAUGUAAAAUUAAACUCAUAUGUUAUACCUGCUGGAACGAUCUUAUUUCUUGAUAUCUAUGGAGUUCACAGAGAUCCCAAUUUUUGGUCAAAUCCAGAAGUAUUUGAUCCAGAUAGAUUUUUGCCCGAGAGGAUAAAGAAUCGUCAUCCUUAUUCUUAUUUACCGUUCAGCGCAGGACCAAGAAAUUGCAUAGGUCAACGAUUCGGUCUGUUGGAGUUGAAAGCUAUGAUAGCUCCUUUGGUACACAAUUUUUACUUAGAAUCUGUAGAUUAUUUAAAGGAUAUUCAGUUGAAGUUUGAUGCUAUAAUUCGUCUUUCUCAUUCGGUUCACAUAAAAUUUAUCCCAAUCAGCCGCAAUUAAACAAUCGUUUAGAACUAACACAGAUACUACAUGAAUGUAAAAAAUUGAUGAAAAUGUUUUAUAGAAAAAAUGAUCCAAUAUACAGGGUGUCCUGCAAAGAUUGUGUCAACGCUUGUGGGCGGGUAUCUUUUUUAUAAUUAUAAGGCAAAUUUAUUAGCGACGUAAUUAUAGAUUAUGUUUGUCCGUUUCAAUUAUUUUUAAUAAACAUGCUUGCGAUAUGUUAAUGACGUGUGCAAGAUGUCUUGGAAUAAUUAAUCGCUCAUACUGUUGCAAUCACCAAGAAGAAAAUCACUUAAAAAAACAGCAAAAUAAGAAACGCGUCUUAACAAAGAAAGAAUCCGACCGUUAUUGCUUUCACCUUCCAUGUAUUUUAUAAAAUAAUUUUUAUGAUGAAUCGCCUCCUCUUUUGAAGCUCUAAAUAUUACAUGAUUUUUUGUAUCGGGAUAAACAAAUAAGUGUAUUUCUCGCGUCUCCUCGCCGUUAUUCCUCGAUUAAUCGCGAAUAAUUAUUUCGAAGAUAGAAAACCAAGAUUAUAAAAAAAGCGAUACAUUAAAUUUUUAAUAUUUCAGAAACAUGUUAAAUAAAAAAAUAAAAGUUUAUGUUUAUAUUAGUGUUUA
Messenger RNA from Cataglyphis hispanica, 2548 nucleotides. RefSeq names its product cytochrome P450 4C1-like. The coding region runs from base 399 to 1931 and encodes 510 amino acids. NCBI's taxonomy places the organism in Eukaryota, Metazoa, Arthropoda, Insecta, Hymenoptera, Formicidae. The transcript is spliced from 12 exons. Gene Ontology annotation, molecular function: monooxygenase activity; heme binding; iron ion binding. The record is from RefSeq and is a predicted model, not a curated record.